AUGCCUCACAAAAUUGAGGAAAUCAAGGACUUUCUACUCACAGCCAGGCGAAAGGAUGCCAAAUCUGUCAAGAUCAAGAAAAAUAAAGAUAAUGUGGAAUUUAAAGUUCGAUGCGGCAGAUACCUUUAUAUCUUGGUUAUCACAGACAAAGAGAAGGCUGAGAAACUGAAGCAGUCCCUGCCCCUAGGUUUGGCAGUUGAGGACAUGAAAUGA
Molossus molossus (Pallas's mastiff bat) is the source of this 213-nucleotide messenger RNA. RefSeq names its product 60S ribosomal protein L38-like. The coding region runs from base 1 to 213 and encodes 70 amino acids. Lineage: Eukaryota; Metazoa; Chordata; Mammalia; Chiroptera; Molossidae. Gene Ontology annotation, cellular component: cytosolic large ribosomal subunit; ribosome. Gene Ontology annotation, biological process: protein-RNA complex assembly; translation. The transcript has 2 exons. Gene Ontology annotation, molecular function: structural constituent of ribosome. The record is from RefSeq and is a predicted model, not a curated record.